CGCCCCAAGAUACGGAUGAAAUAGAAAAGAAGCGACAGCUGACAUUUCCAUUGGAAUCUAUGCCUCUACACUUCCACUCUGUGACAAUCAGCAUUGAGGAGACAGGACACGAAACACAUCAUGUUGUUUGCACAGAAUGGCUGAGCACCCUAAUGUUAGGAGACAUUAACGAACAAUCAGCAACAGAACUCAGUGGCCUUGUUUAGCAGGCAAGAGGCAAGAAGCAGUGGCCAUAGCAACCUCAGUGGAGACAGAACAAGCCGGGUUUUGUAUUUGUGGCAAAGGGCUGCUUGGCGUCCCCUGUUUCUGCUCUCCUGCGCACUUGCACGGUUGGACGCACACAUGCACACGCACACACACAAUCCUCCAGACCCUGUGUAUAUGGCAGUGUGGUGUCCUUCCAUGGGCAAUGUUUACAGGAUGUUAUCUGUCUCAGUGCCUGCCCCUCGUCCCUCUGAGUGGGUUCCCGUUGGAAUGCAGAGAGGGGAUGGAGGAGUUCCAAAGGGGGAGUGACGAGAGAGAGGAGAGAGAGAGAGAGAGAGAGACUACAUAUACAUCCCAACACUAGGAGGCUGGUGUUCAUAGGCACAGCUGGACUGUUGGAUAACUGGACUUCACCACCCUGGAUACUUUAUUGGACUAUUAGAGACAUCAACAUAGUCAAAGAGUCUUUGAAGACCUAGUUGGCCAUUGUUACUUUGUGACAAAGCCCUCAAAAUGACCAGUGUGGCAGAAUGGCUCGUGCAGAACAGGGGCAAGAUCGAGAAGGGGGUGGAGAUCAUGGGACAGGCCUCCGCAGUCCUGGCAGCCACUGUGGGUCAGCUCCAUCCCGUCCUGGAGGCCGUGUUUGUAGCCUCCUCUGAGAUCCUCAGCAACCCGGAAGGGCAGGAUGCACGCUACCUGACUGAGCAGUUCAGCAUGGUCAACCAAAAACUGGAAGGCAUCCAGGCUGAGAUCGAACAAAUCGCCCUGGAGCUGCAGAGGACCUCCUUGAAUAAGCAGAACUUUGACCGUGAGGCACAAAUGCUCAGCCAGUACGAAAAGUUCCAGGACUUUGUCAACGCCAAGCCCAAGUUCAAAGAGAAGAAGAUGGAGAAGUUCCUCAGCCAUUAUGAGAACACGGACACGGACUUGAACCUGGACGCGCUCUAUAAUGCCGUUACCGGGGACAAUACCUCAGGUGACCCCAUGCUGGAGACAGUGGUUUCCACAGAACAAAGGAGUAGAAGGGCGGUAGAAGAUUUCUGUGCCAGGCUUAAGAAGCUCUUUGUGGUGGGCAUCAUUGCUGUCAUGGGUUAUGCCAGCCUCAAGGAAGGGGUUGUGGGGGAUGAGAUGGUGAAGAAGUGGCAGGAGCGUAUGGAAGAUGUUGAGAACCGCAUGAAAGCAGCGGUGGAUGAUUGCACAGAAAACUUCGCUGAUCAAGCCAAAUUGGACAUGGAACACCAGCUUCAGGAGAAACCUGGCAGUGUUGACCUUGACUUCACCAAAUCCCUAUUGGACACACUUGUUAAGAAAUAUGACUGGGUUAGCUGGUCUAUCAGGGUCUUCAAUGACAAGGAGCGAAUUGUCUUUUUCAACUGGCUAGCUGGAAAGAAGUACCAUGGCAGGGGAGGAGGAGCUAAUUACUUUGAUGUGUUGACCAAGAACAACAUCAAAGUGGUGAUCUCUUUCAGUGUACAGCCUAAGCCUAUCAACAAGGGUCAGAUUCAGCAAGAAAUUGAGGGGCAGAAACUGAAGGGGAACAUGAUGGAUGUGGCUCAGGUCCUCAGCAGAAGUCUCCCCAACUGCUUGGUGCAUGCUGUCAGCCACUAUAAGGAAGUGGUGGAGACCAACAACUUCCAAGAGGAUUGUUACUACUAUGGAAAACACAAAAAAGCAUACUUAUGCAUUCAUCCUGAGUAGCUUUUUUUAAAACAGUGCAAUGCAAAAUAGAGUAGACAUAAUGGGGAAAACUACAAAUGCAAUUCAUGAAUGUUUAUAACUGAGUUUAGAGAUGUUUUUAUUGAUAUCUCAAACCUAGUUGACGCUUUAGUUAGUGAUUGUGUGAAAUAUAAUCUCUUGUUACAGACUGCAAAAUGUUUAUUUGUUUAUCGACCUUGUAUAUUUUUGUGUAGUUAGUUAUCAUUUACCAGAGGUGUCAAAUACAUGGCCCGUGGGGUCAGAUUUUUUGGGGGAAAAGCAAUGGAUAGUGGACUGUCUUGUGCAAAAUUUCAAGGCAAAGAAAUAAAACCAAUGUUCAGUAUGGCGCCUCGAUCUCUUUGAAGACUGAAUGCGGCCCCUGGGCAAAAUUAGUUUGACACACCUGGUUUAAACUAUCAGGAUUUGCACAUGUGUAUUAAUGGACAUAUAUGAGACAUUUUAUGCCAGGCAGUGGCUAUCUACUCAACAGUGACAACGCAUGAGAACCUGGUACUUCCUCCCACCAAAUAGAAGAGUAAGAUACCUUGUUUAACCUGCAUUCCAGUAUUUCAUGAUGACCAUACUGUAAAUUAGCACACCAGCCAGCGUAAUAAUGUGUUAUGUAAGCUUACUGCAAACAACUAUUUCUCCUCAUCAAUGUACUGAGGACUUACUCAAGCUCUUUUGAAAAAUGCUGUUGAUAGACACACCACACGGUCCAAAUCUAUAGCCUUACCACAUUACAUCUCUGUCUGUAUUCACACAUUUGAUAUCCUUCAUACAGCUAUAAAAUGUUUACGGUCUUCUUUAUUCAUAAUAAACCACAAUUUAAAGGA
Messenger RNA from Oncorhynchus tshawytscha (Chinook salmon), 2735 nucleotides. RefSeq lists its product as uncharacterized. The transcript is spliced from 3 exons. Lineage: Eukaryota; Metazoa; Chordata; Actinopteri; Salmoniformes; Salmonidae. Bases 718 to 1902 code for a protein of 394 amino acids. The record is from RefSeq and is a predicted model, not a curated record.